Messenger RNA from Dreissena polymorpha, 17407 nucleotides. RefSeq lists its product as uncharacterized. The transcript is spliced from 3 exons. Gene Ontology annotation, biological process: regulation of transcription by RNA polymerase II. Gene Ontology annotation, molecular function: DNA-binding transcription factor activity; RNA polymerase II cis-regulatory region sequence-specific DNA binding. The record is from RefSeq and is a predicted model, not a curated record. NCBI's taxonomy places the organism in Eukaryota, Metazoa, Mollusca, Bivalvia, Myida, Dreissenidae. Bases 517 to 3765 code for a protein of 1082 amino acids.
AUAAAAUUGUCGGUCAAAGCGCACAACGACACAAAUCUUUUAUGUUUCCAUACAAACUGUUCAAUUUGGCAAUAAAAGUGGAUCAUUUAAUCGCAGUUAAUGAUAAAUUCGAAUGUACGUAAAAAGCUAAUUAGGCGCGCACCUGCCAAAAUUACCAAAAUGGCGCCUUGCGUGGGUGGUGAAAACAAACAAGAUUUGUGUUGACUUUUAUAUCAGGAACUAAGAUUAUUUUCUAUGAAAAACACUCGAGAGAGAAUGGGUUGGCGAUAGAAAUAUGAAAAGUGCUAGUGAUUCGGACGUGUUAUCUCAGAAUAAUAUGCAAAUACCUGGAUUAUUUAAAGUGUAUAAAGAAAGUGAAUCGAGUUCACAAAACGCUUCCUGCUCCAAAACCCAGGCAAUCAUGUGAUGGUUAAGAGGUUUCAGGUUCUUCAUUUUCACAGCCAUUGAACUUUUCCUAUCUAGGACCAACCUUGCAAACACAAAACAAGAAUGUGGUGAGAACGGGAGCGCCAUGCAAUGCGUCGCCUAGACGAUGAUCCUUCCAAGAACGUCGGGGUCACGCCAGAAAUCAUCAAGGGCAGCGGCUUCAACGUGCCACAAAGCAUGAUGGGUGCAUCAGGUCAGGCGACGGGCCCGGAUAUGGAGUCGGCUUCUGUCUCGAUAAGCGUGUCGCUGUCCUGUUCGCAAGAAAACUUGAACGUUCCGCAUGAUUCCUCACCGGAAACUGUGAUUCGUUCGAGGGAGAUUUAUGGUGGUGGGAACAUGCUGAACGUUGGACCAAAGUUUAUCCCGUCUGCUCGGAGUUUCGAAAGUGCCUUAGGCGACGACAGUGGGCGACAGAGUCAGGGCCAGGUGGACGCUCGUCAGUUCUUUGGCAGUGCGGCACAGAGCUUUGAGAGUACUUUGCCACGGUACAAAAGUUAUGAACAUAAUCUGGACACUAGUGGGGGUAGGCUACUCGAGCCUGUGGUUCCGGAAAAAAGUGACCGAAGCCUGAAAAAGUCAAAAUUGCAAAAUUAUGAGUCGGGAUCCUGUAGUAAUGUUUUGGAAAUUCCAAUAAACUACGAUACACGGCGACGGCACAGCUUUGGGGGCAAUGAAGAAAGGUUGGAGGCUGCCAUUUUCACAAUGAGGCAUUCCAAUUCAGGGGAGGAACCACGAAGGAAACAGGUUUUACGUAAACAAAUCGCUAUCGAUGUUGAGGAACCAUUAAGAUCCGACUCGCCCGGUAAGGUGUCCCCUUUUAGUGUGACUGUUUCGUCGGCGGAAGAGAAACGAGUGAUAUCUCAGUAUAACAUAGAUUCUCGUGUGCACCAGCUUCAAGACCAGCGUCAUAUCACUGUCAUUCGAACUACUCCAUUUUGUUUUGAGAACUCUUCAAAAGGAGACCAGAAAACGCUAGACCAAAGGAAAGAAUCGCCUGCAGCAAAAGACAAUCGGUACCAAAGACCCAGUCCUGAAAGGGCGAUGCAUUUUAAGCCAAUUAUAAGUAUCAUAUCAAAUGAGUCGGGAAUCUCUCCCCAGUUUGGAUCUCAGUAUUUAGUGCCAAUAAGGGACUUUUCCAUAGGACGGGGAUUCUCUAGCGGAUCCGAAGAUUCGCCGGGACCAAGUAGUCGGGAACCUUCCCCUUUCCGAAAGGAAGCCCUUCGUGCAGUUUCCCCCUACAGCAAGGAACGUUACAGACUCUCCACGCCGACCCCUGUCAUCAAGAAACCGAUGAAAAAAGAAGCGUGGGAAAUGGGAUACGAAUUUAACAAGCAGAGUUCGUCGGGAUCGUCUGACGCUGGCUCAAGUGGGGGAGUGUCGACGUACCCUGAGUACUUUGCUAGCAUCGUGAUUACCAAUGAAACAGGCGAGACUGUCAACUGUAAAACAGAGGAUUUUCAUGAGAGACUUGAAGUCCCUGAGGGAAUGCACAGGCGACAUGUGCAUCCGGGAAAUUUCAAGAAGCAUUUACAUGCUAGGUACCUGGACAGUUUACGGAGCAGUUGGUCUUCAUCCUCAACAGACACGUCCCAGGAGCAUCUAUCGCAGGAAAAGUCAGACUCGUUCAAUCGUUCAUCGAGCGAUGUGUUUGACAGUACUGAGACCGAUGGAAAAGAAGGGUACCUACGACCGAUUCUGUGUGUGCGGGGCAGCUCAGAGACCUGCGCCAGUGAUGAUAAUGACGUUCAAAUGGAGUCGGUCAUAAAGACGUCACCAAGAUCUAGUCACAUUCACGAACAGCAAGCGUUGGACUUGUCACAAAAAUUAUCUUCUGACUCACAAGGUCUGGCGCACCUUGACAAGACGAAACAUGUUAUAUCUGGUCCAAAAAUUUCGGUAGAUUCCCCAUCAAAAGUCCACUCCUCUGUGCGUCAGGGUUUAAGUUCACACGGUUUAGUAGCUAGAUCUCAUUUGGGUCACCAUACGCACAGUGACCCUGAUUUGCUCAGCCCUUCCCCGUCUGUUUUACAGGCUAGUUCACCGUCAGUGUAUCAGCGCUCCACGCAUUUACUGCCGCAGUUGACUACCAACCCGCAGUCACCAUUGUGUUCAGUACCUGAGGGUGAUCGCGUGUUUCAAUUCAGUUUUUCUAGUCCAUUCGAAGGGGCGCACCUGCAUGUUCAGUCUGAUCCGGAGUUCGGGAGCCCAAUGUCUCCCGGUCUCCUUUUUACUUUCCCACCCCGGGGAACAAUUUCCAACUCAACCUCGGAUUUAAACCAAAUGGGUGUGUCCACUCGGGCUUUUUAUCAAAAUGCUGCACAUCACAUGCACAAAUCUCAUCAAAAUCAUUCCAUGAGCUUCGAUUCUGCAAACAUUUUGCAAAUAGAUCAGAGGCGAGCAAUGUCAGAAACGGAAGCUUACCUGUGUAGAAUGUGCAGUCAAGUUUUUCCUUCGUAUGACAAUCUUGCUAAGCAUAUGGCAAAGCAUCUACCGACCGAAACAGUGCGGACUGGGGAUAAUAAAAUUCAUUACUGUAAAGUGUGCAAUAAAUCGUUCUCACGUAGUGACAUGCUGACUCGGCAUAUGCGCUUACACACAGGCUUGAAGCCGUACGAGUGUUCAGACUGCGGGCAGGUGUUCAGUCGUAGCGAUCAUCUGAACACCCACAAACGUACACACACCGGAGAAAAACCGUAUCGUUGUCCGCAGUGCCCGUAUGCUGCCUGUAGACGGGACAUGAUAACGCGGCAUCUCCGUACGCAUAUCAAGCGAUCUGCAAAACGUGGAAAGUAUCUAAGUGUUCCUGAAAGGGAGGCACACGAAGUGCGAAAAAGUAGUUUGAGUAGUACGGACACCACGUCAAGUCUAGAAUUGUCGAGUAGGACAUACUCAUCGGGUGACAGUUUUGACCUUGAGGUCGGGUCAGGGUCGAUUUCCAAUAUACGUAGCAAGUCUUUAGUGAGUACGGAUAGUUCAGAGAUGGAGUUUUCCACUUCAAGGACUAAGCUGUGGUCUUCCCCCAGUGCGGAAAGUGGUGUUUUCGAACAGGAGUUUUACCCAAAGGUUAAAAGUCAAACUAUCACGCAGUCCAGGUCAUUUGAAAGUCGUUUCGAUGGAAAGAAACUGUUGGCUUCACACCAAUUUCGCCAGAUAAGGAACGUUUCAUCGACUAGUUUUGAGAGUUUUGAGUCCCCGGAUGAUGUGUUAUCUCAUACAGACUCCAUUGCUGAAGAGGCAGGAGAAUCGUCUCUUGGGGAUGACACCUCGAAUCUUCCAAUCGAGCCGGAAUCUCUAGAAAAAUGUUCUUUAGUCGAAAAAACGGGCGAUAGUGCAUGUUAAGUCUUUUUUAGUUUCAUUAAAUUUGUCGCUGAAUAUGAGGUCCUUAAAGGUUCGAGUAUAUUUGUUAUAUUUAAUUGAAAAGGACAUGAAUUAAAUAUUGUUGAUUUUUUUAAGAUGUUCGGGCCAACAUUUUUAAAUUAUUUGUUUUACGGAAACUUUUUUCAAUAAAUACUAAUUGGGUGGAAGACUUAUAAAUAGAAAAAACUUACUUUGACUCAUUGAACAUGAAAAUAAAAAUAUAAAAAUUAUUAACAGUAUGAUUUUUAACCAGGUUUUUAACCAGGUUUUCCGAAGGAAAAAACUGGUUAUUAGAUUGGCGAAUGCGGGCGGGCUGGCUUGCUGGCUGGCUGGCUGGCUGGCUGGCUGGCUGGCUGGCUGGCAGGCUGGCGGGCGGGCGGAACAAGCUUGUCCGGGCCAUAACUAUGUCGUUCAUUGUCAGAUUUUAAAAUCAUUUGGCACAUUUGUUCACCAUCAUUGGACGGUGUGUCGCGCGAAAUAAUUACGUCGAUAUCUCCAAGGUGAAGGUCACACUUUGAGUUCAAAGGUCAAAAAUGGCCAUAAAUGAGCUUGUCCUGGCCAUAACUAUGUCAUUCAUUGUGAGAUUUUAAAAUCAUUUGGCACAUUUGUUCACCAUCAUGGGACGGUGUGUCGCACGAAAGAAUCACGUCAAUAUCUCCAAUGUCAAGGUCGCCACGACUAAAAAUAGAUUUUUUUUUAAAACAAACUUACAAAGGGGGUUACUUUUGUUUGUUCAUUUCAAAAGUUCAGUUUGAGUUUUCUCCCUUUAUCAGAUUUUUUUUUCACAAUGAAAACCUGGUUUUGUGACAAUUUUGUCCCUUGUUUUUUAAUUCGUAGAAGAAAAAAAACCAUCAUUUCAAGAAUUUUUUGUUUUAAAUGCAUAAACUCUGAAGUUGAAAUGCUAACAUUACUCGUUUUAAGCUCAUCUAUUUUAAUUUUUUUUAAAUUAUGAGCUUAUUGUCAUCACCUUGGCCUCGGCGUCAGAGUCCGGUUAAGUUUUGCAUUUAGGUCCACUUUUUUCAUAAAGUAUCAAUCCUAUCGCAUUCAAACUUGGUACACUUACUUACUAUCAAGAGGGGACUGGGCAGGCAAAGUUAGAUAACUCUGGCUUGCAUUUUGACAGAAUUAUGUGCCCUUUUUAUACGUAGAAAAUUGAAAAUUUUGGUUAAGUUUUGUGUUUAGGUCCAUUUUAUUCCUUAAGUAUCAAAGCUAUUGCUUUCAUACUUGCAACACUUACUAACUAUCGUAAGGGGACUGUGCAGGCAAAGUUUUGUUACUCUGACUGGCAUUUUGACAGAAUUAUGUGCCCUUUUUAUACUUAGAAAAUUGAAGAUUUGGUUAAGUUUUGUGUUUAGGUCCACUUUUUUCCUAAAGUAUCAAAGCUAUUGCUUUCAUACUUGCAACACUGACUAAGUAUCAUAAGGGGACUGUGCAGGCAAAGUUAUGUAACUCUGACUGGCAUUUUGACGGGAUUAUGGGCCCUUUAUACUUGAAAAUUUGGUUAAGUUUUGUGUUUUGGUCCACUUUACUCCUUAAGUAUCAAAGAUAUUGCUUUCAUACUAGGAACACUCGCAAACUAUCAUAAGCGGACUGUAAAGGACAAGUUGCAUAACUCUGGUUGUCAUUUUUACGGAAUUAUGGCCCUUUUUUGACUUAGUAAUUUGAAUAUAUGGUUACAUUUUGUGUUUAGAUCCACUUUACUUCUAAAGUAUCAAGGCUAAUGCUUUCAAACUUCAAAUACUUUCAUGCUAUCAUGAGGGUACUGUACCUGGCAAGUUGAAUUUUACCUUGACCUUUGAAUGACGUUGACUCUCAAGGUCAAAUUAUUAAAUUUUGCUAAAAUUGCCAUAACUUCUUUAUUUAUGAUUAGAUUCGAUUGAUACUGUGACAAAACAACUCUUACCUGACAUACCACAAUAGACUCCACCCCGGUAGGGUGGCAUAUAGCAGUUGAACUGUCUGUCAGUAUGUCAGUCAGUCUGUACGUCCGUCCGUCAAACAUUGGCCAUAACUUUAUCACUUUUGAAGAUAGCAACUUGAUAUUUGGCAUGCAUGUGUAUCUCAUAAAACUGCACAUUUUGAGUGGUGAAAGGUCAUGGUCAAAGUCAUCCUUCAAGGCCAAAUUUCAAAUUUAUGGUGUCUGUCUGUCCGAAAACUUUAACAUUCGCCAUAACUUUUUCAAUAUUGAAGAUAGCAUUUGAUAUUUGGCAUGCAUGUGUAUCUCAUGGAGUUGAACAUUUUGAGUGGUGAAAGGUGAAGGUCAUCCUUCAAGGUCAAAUGUCAAAUAUAUGGCGUCUGUCCGUCUGAAAACUUUAACAUUGGCCAUAACUUUUUUAAUAUUGAAGAUAGCAACUUGAUAUUUGGCAUGCACUUGUAUCUCAUGAAGCUGCACAUUUUGAGUGGUGGAAGUUCAAGGUCAAGGUCAUCUUUCAAGGUAAUUAUUAUUUUUUUUAAUUUCAAAGCGGCGUUCUCAUGAAGCUGCACAUUUUGAGAGGUGGAAGGUCAAGGUCAUCCUUCAAGGUCAAAGGUAAAAAAAAAACAAAAAAACUUCAAAGCGGCGUUCUCAUGAAGCUGCACAUUUUGAGUGGUGGAAGGUCAAGGUCAUCCUUUAAGGUCAAAGGUAAAAAUAAUAAUAAUUUCAAAGCGGCGUUAUCAUGAAGCUGCACAUUUUGAGUGGUGGAAGUUCAUGGUCAAGGUCAUCCUUCAAGGUCUAAGGUAAAAAAAAAUAAAAAAUAAAAAUUUCAAAGCGGGGCAAUAGUGGGCAUUGUGUUUCUGACAAACACAUCUCUUGUUUUUUUCAAACAUGGUAAAAAACACAAAUAUUUAUUUUUAUUAUUUUAUUUUUGAAAUACCAUCCAACCAUCCCACCCAAGAUUAUCCCCCCCCCCCCAUUUUUUGCAUUUUUGGAAGAUAAUGUAACAAAUGACCACACCCCCACACUAUACACCCCUCUCCACUCCACCUCUCCCUCCUUUAUGAUUGAAAUUGAGAUAGGUCCCUACACCUUUAAAAAGAAAAAUAGAUGAGCGGUCUGCACCCGCAAGGCGGUGCUCUUGUUUAUUUUUCCAACGCAUUCAUUUUUCCUGUAAUGCAAAAUAUAUUUAAUUGAGCAUGCAUUUUGAGUAAACUUGUAUCAUGUUAUACACUUUAUUAAUGCGCUUUCCUUGAAAAUGACUUGCAAUAUCGGCAACAUUCCGUUAGUCAGCGUGUUGUAGCGAACAUAAUAAGCAGACAGUGCACCAGCUAGGCCUUUAUGGAAGGGCGCCGCACCGUGCUCUUCCAAAGCCCCGCCCUGCCCUUUUAUUACUUAAAAAAAAAAAUAUAUUUUGUUUAAGACAUGUUAUAAUUUAUAAAUCUCUUACCGUAAAACGUUGUGUAUAACGCGCAUUUAUGUAUAACGCGCAUCUACUUUUUUAAGCUAAAAAAUCGGGAAAAAAUGUUUUUGAAGCAAAAAAAUCGGGGGAAAAAUUCUGUACCGCAGGCUAACUGAAAAUCGUUAUAUUUACAUUUCCGAUCUUACGUGUUCUUUUAUUGCUUCAAUUAUUAAUUAUUUUAAAGACGGUAACGAUACAACUAGUUUGUGUUUUUUUCAAAUCAUAUUAUGCGUAAAAAUAAAUGUUUGGAUUUAAAUGAAUUAUGCAUGAAAUGCACAAUUUCCACGAGGAUACCAUCAAGGUUUUCAUCAUAUGUCUCGGAAGUAACUGUCCACGAUUUUAUCGUGGAGUACACAUAACGGAUGGAUUAGUUAUAACUAAGAAACUGACAUUAUUGAUUGGUAUUGUCAAGUGGUUAUUCAUGCAUGACUAAUUCACAACCGCGCGUUUUAUUAACAAUGCCGAUAUCAUGCGUUCUUUUCGAGUGUCUAUAAUUGACAGGAGACUUUAUCCACUCAAACUUCUCAACACCAUUACAACAUUACCGGCGAUAAACAAACAAUGGAUGUGUGAAGCCGUUUGCCGGUUCGCAUGUUUUGAUAAUAGCCCAGCUACACAAAACUUGACAGGUGACGCAUAUUUCUCGAUAAUCACAUCCUCAAUCUUGACAAGACGUAUGAAAACGUGUAAACAAACACUGGAUCAAUUUUAUUAACACAUUUGAAAAGCAAGAAAAAUAAUCAUAAAUAUAUCAGGAAAUACCUUGCCGACAUACUAUUGUAAAUCGACAAGUGCCCCCAAAUAAAUUGUGUAACCCUAGUACAGUAGGGUAUAAUAUUGUGGGAAAACAAUAACAUUUAAAUAAAAAUGGCUUCCUUGUUUUUCAUUCUCUUCUUCAAAUUUAUUUGAUUUCAAUGCUCUGUACGUACCUGAAAAAGAUAGAAAAUAUUAAUGUUAACUUUAUAAUGUUUGUCCAUCUUAUUCAGAUCCUAAAUAUAACACUAUUAUUAACAUAGUUACAGUUAAAACACCGGAAAAUAGAAUGAUGGGAAUUACCGCUACUGGGUAACUGACGGAAAAAAUGUCUUGGCAUGGCUGUAGUUGUGCAUAACGCGCAUCAAGUUUUUAAAAUGAAAUUUUGGGGUAAAAAAGUGCGCCUUAUACACAACUUAUUACGGUAUUACAUUGUAAUUAAUUUAUUACUCAUUGUAGACAUUUUAUUUGCAUGGUUUAAUAAUAAUGGCAAUAAUAUUCAAACAGUAAUUAAUGACAUAAAAUUAAAUAUGCAACAGGGAGCAUUCCAGAUACGACCGCGCACUCGGAAGUGCCCUUUUGACAUAAUUCUACACAUUGAAAGUGCCCUUUUGACAAAAAAGCCCCCCCUGCCCUUUUCAAAUCCUAGCUGGAGCACUGAACAGAUAAUCAAUAUGAAUUUGAUUAUAAACAGAUCAGCUGACAAUAAAUAUAUCAAGGCAUGUUUAUUACUUGCCAGUGUUGGUCAAUAAUAAUCGGGGAUUAAUUUUUCUGAAGUCUUGACAAAAAUUAUUUUCCGAAAUUUAGGGUUGGUAGUUUUGUUAUCAAAAGAUAAGAAAAUGGAGGCCUCAUUGUUGAAAGAGUGUUAAAUUCAGGACAUUAAGCAAAACAUGUUCUCUUUAUGGUGAGAUUGUUUAAGUAUGUGCUACAUUUGUUGUUUUGUUUGUUUUUAAGAUUUAAUUAUGUCCAAAGGCCAUUUUGUUUUCAUUAUUUUCUCUUAUAUUUAAGCCCAUUAGUUCAUUUCAUUGUUUGUUUUACAAAUAAUUAUGUUAUUGAUAGUUGUUAACAGUUUUAAUAUCAUUUCAGCAUUAUUUUGUACGUUAUUAUUUUACGUGUUAGAAUUCAAAUAUCACAUGAUUAUAUUUACACCAUUAUAUUGAAAACUGUAUUUAAAACAUUUGAUUAUAGGAUGCAACAAAUAUUUUUUGCUUCAAAAAUUCCCUCUCAAAGCUAAAUAUUUAGCUUCUAGAGAAAGUCAUGGGCUUGAGUUUCUUGUCAUGUUUUCAUUCGAAAUUUUUAAGUUUGAGGAAUGUCAUAAUAUUUGUAUUAUUUUUGGAAACUAGCUUUAAGUGCUUUCUAUUAAGCAGUAUUGUUUUUUUUGUAGCUUAUUGUAGUUAUUUUGUUGGCAACAGUGCAAGCAUAGACAUUGUUUGCAAUAUUGUACAGGUCAAAUGUUUUUGUUUUAUUAACUAUGAUGACGAGCUGUUGGUUUGAACAUCAAAUGUUCUAAGCAAACUAGUCAUGUUUAGUACAUUUAGUUCAUUUAGUACACUGAUCGUACCGUGAUUUAACAGUUUUAAAAGACAGUGAAAGAAUUUAUUGUACAAACAAAUCAUAACACCACCAUGAAAUAAGCUUUAUUGAUAAAAUGUCUAUGUAUUUGAAAAAAAAAUUUUUAUAGAAGUUUUAAUGUUUCCUUUGGAUAAAUUUAUAGAACGAUCAUGUUUAACCCAUUUAUGCCUAGCGUCCUGAAAAAAGGACAUUGCAAACAGCGUAGACCCAGAUGAGACGCCGCAUAAUGUGGCGUCUCAUCUGGGUCUGCGCUGUUUGCUUAAAUGAAUUUCUUUAUGGAAUAUUCCAAAUAAAGAAAUAAAUAUACUUGACACCCCUAAUUUUGGAAAUAAAUUGAUCCAAUUUAGAAGGAUGGGAGAGUCCACUCGGCAUAAAUGGGUUAACCAGACCAUGACUGAGUGCAACUCUAGUCACUCGGUGGUUAUAUUUCCUCAUGCCUACAUGGUAACACACCUUAUCUUGGUCCCAACAACUGAACAAAGCAACAAUGUACCUAACAGCAUAAUAAUACAGUUUAGUUAUUUGUUUUAAAAUAAUAAUUAAUAACAUGUUAAAAUUCUCUAAUGAGUUUUUUUUUAAUAGCAACAUUUGUACGACUCAACAUUAUGAGUUUUCAUCCAAUACAAUAUAAGCCAACAUAGACUUUUACAGCAAGAUUGAAAUGUAGAAACACUGAACAAUUGUGCUAACCAUAUUUCAAGAUAAAGUGACAGCAGAAUUUAUUUAAACUUCUAUUUGAUUAACAGAAAUGCAAAUGCUGCGGGGUUUGUUUAACAAUACCAAUGCAAGGUUAAAUUUAAGUAUGUUAAAUCAACUUCUACCAUGUAUGUCAAGAGGCUAUUGUUUCUAACUGUAAUAAUGAAGCGAAUAAAAUGAAAUGUUUUUUGAGUUUCAAAAUGCAUAGAUUCUUUUGCAUAAAACUAUUCAAUGAGAAUAUGCAAAUACAUGCGAGAAAAAAAAGGUUUUUCUUUAAUUAAAGUGUUUAUAAUCUUUACCUUAUACAUGGUUAACAAUCAAGACAGAUUUAUAUAAUACAUUUUUAAAUUUUGAUUUAUAUUAUGUCCAUACAAAACAUGUUCUGUCAAUUUAUGUUAUAUUGUCUUUGCAGAGUCCAACUUUCAGUUAAAUAGACAUUAACCCAUUUAUGCCUAGUGGACUCUCCCAUCCUUCUAAAUUGGAUCAAUUUAUUUCCAAAAUUAGGGAUGUCUAGUAUAUUUAUUUCUUUAUUUAGAAUAUUUCUUACAGAAAUUCCUUUUAAGCAAACAGCGCAGACCCUGAUGAGACGCCGCAUCAUGCGGCGUCUCAUCUGGGUAUACACUGUUUGCCAAGGCCUUUUUUUUAGACGCUAGCUAGGCGUAAAUGGGUGAAAUCUUGUGAUAGUUUUAUUCUUUAUCAGCCUAUUAUCAUUUCAUGUUGUUGGCGUCAUAUUGAUGUCUGUACAUUACAUUAGAUAUGAGCCUCGACCUGUGAAAGCAGGGUUGAAUGCAUGCGCAGAAAGUGUUGUCCCAGGUUAGCCUGCACAGUCUGCACAGGCUAAUCAGGGAUGACAUCUUCCGCUUUUAUGAUAUUUUUCCAUUUUUUCGAAGAAAGUCUAAAUAGCAAAAAUCAAGUUUCGGUGGAAAUUGUUGUCCCAGAGCCUGUGCCGACUGCACUGGCUUAUCUGGGAUACAACAUUACGCACAUGCAUUUAACCUCUUUUUAAAAAAAGCAAAGCUCAUAACAGUUUUGUUUGUAAGUUGUUUGUUUUUAUCCCGGUAAAGUUUCCUUGGCAACGAUUUACAUUUUAGUGAUUUGUUAAAAUUGUUGAAUUUUCAUAUAUCUAUCUUUAUAUGUUGUGAAAUAUUUUUUUAAUAAAUAGAUAUUCUGCUUUUGACCUGUAAAUGGCUUUGAGUAUGCGGUUUAUUCUUGUAAACAUUUAAACGUGAACUGAACAGUACACUGCUAACCCUUUCCCCCAUAUGAAGCAAAGUGAAAAUGGCUAUGUGCAAACAGCACAAACCCAGAACUGCCUGCCAGUAACUCGCAGUCUGUUCAGGUUCUAUACUGUUGCUGCUCAUCAGUACCUUUAAAACUUGAAUCUUGUAAGAAAGGUCUUUUUUUGAAGCUAAAUUUCUAAGGGACUACAAAUUUGUCAAAAUAAGUAUCUAUGUGUUAAAGGUUUAAAGGAAAUCUUUGAGUGAACUCCUUAAAUAAAUGUAAAGGUCGCCGUGGUGUAAUGGAUAUGGUGUCCCUAGCGACUGAGAGGUCACGGGUUCGAUCUCCACCUUGGGAGCGUUCUUUAGAUCUCUCCCAAAAGACACCAAGUACUGGUUCUAGGCCCAGGAAACGGACUCGAGAGCGUUUCUAUAAGCCUUAGUCUUUCGAUGCAAUCGAGCUAAAAUAAAUAGGUUUAAACUAAGUAAAUGUUGGUCUCCAUCCUUUAUGCAUACAACUGAAUUUUAUUGUUUUAAGAAAUGUAUCUGUUAUAAGUUUUGUCUAUACAGGCAAUGCAGUACCGGUAUAUAAGUGCUACAAAUUUUUUAAUUUUCCUUCAUAUUAUUGUGUUUGUUGAAUUGUUGUUUUGUUUUUAGCUUGACUAUACACCAAAUAUUUUGAGUUACGAUACUCAAAAGUAGAGAGGGCAUAUUUUGGCGCAACCCUUUUAAGUUGUUAUUCUUGUUGUAAAACAAAUGUACAAAAUUCUUUAACUGUAUUUUCACAGGUUCUUUUAUAAUCAGAUAAAGUUUAACCAAUAAAGGUGUUUUUUGUGUGUAUGCUUUUUUUUCCAAAGUUUUCCGCAGAAUUUCAGUAAUACCUGAGCAGUCAUUAAUUUAAUUAAUUAAACAUAUUCACACUUACCCUAUGCCAGCUGGUUUACCAUUACUGUGUGUACAUACUUAUUGUCCCCUACUGGUUUCACCCAAGGGGACGUAUGGUUUGCGUCUGUGUGUCUGCCAUUCCGUCAGUCUGUCACACUUUUCUGGAUCCUGCGAUACCUUUAAAAGUUCUUCAUAUUUUUUUCAUGAAACUUGAAACAUGGAUAGAUGGCGAUAUGGACAUAAUGCACGUCAUUUCAUUUUGUUCCUACGUCAAAAAUUCUGGUUGCUAUGGCAACAAAUAAAAAAUAAUUUAAAAAGAAAAAGAAAAAGCUCUGACAAUGGUGGAGCCGGUAGGGGACAUAUCGAGGGCUGAACGGAAGACUGUCGUGACUCAUAUUAAAUAAAGGAGAUAUGACAGUUUUCCGUUCAGCCCUCGAUAUAUUGCUUGGCAAUGGUCUUGUUGCAUAUGUUAUGGUAGUAACUGAAAAAUGCCCUACUUGAUUCAGAGGCUUUAAUUUCAAAGUAUAUUAAUUAAUACAGAUUGUAAUACAGUCAGUUUUUGUGAAUGGAAAUAAAUCAUCUUUCUGUGAAUAACAACAGCUGUCUUGUUCUAAUUGAGACUGUGUAUCACAAACAUGUUGUAGUUUAAUUUAGUAAUUUUGCAGACAUAAAUACUACUUUUGGUGUUAACCAAUAAAAAUCAUCAAAACAUCUGUGUUUUGCAGUAUGAAGUUUGUAUAACAAAAAAAGUCAUUUAUGUUGUGUCAUUAUAUUUAUUAUUCUUAUUAUAUGUCCUUUAUUUUAUUUAAAAAUACUUGCUCUAAUGUUUUGCAUAAGCUAUGAUGAAGUUCUGUGUGUACAAUAGUUCCAAAAUAAUGAAAAUAAAUUUUUAUGUAAAUGUAAUUUGAAUGUUUUUUAAAUUGACCUUGAUAAAAGCAAACACAGAAAACUUAAACUAUCCAUAUUUGGAUAAAGAGUAUUAUUAUAUAUUAUAAUAAUAUUGGAAGUAUUAUUUAUAGUGCUAAAUUUUAUCAUUGAAAUAGAUUUGAUGGAAAUCUUCUUGUCUUAUUAAUCUAGUUUGGACUACAUAUAAGUUUCUGCUUAUUAGUACAAAGAACUACAAUUUUUCACACAAAAAACAUGUUCAUUGUUUAGCAUACAGUAAUAGUACUAAAUACAAAGUGCUCAAGUUAAGAUAAAUAAAUAGGUGAUCUGAUGUUUUUUACUUCAUGAUAACCUGGAUUUCAAUAAUUCCUCAACAAACUUAUUACUGCCAAUCGUGUUUGAUGCAGUGAAAACUUUGUUUCAUAGACUAAAAUUGAUCUUGUUUGAAAGGACCUGUGAAAAUGAACAUCGGUUUUAUGACAAACUUGUUACUUUCCUUAUUGAACAAGAUAUUUACUUAUAAUAUCUUUUAUUAAAAUCAGCAUUUUUAUUGUUUAAUGGCGAUCUUCUUUUAUAUAUCAAAUACAUAUGGGCCGUGCUCUGUGAAAAGGGAGUUAAAUGCAUGUGCGUAAAUAGCCGUCCCAGAUUAGCGUGUUAAGUCUGCACAGGCUAAUCAGGGACAACACUUUCCACUUUUAUGAUUUUUUUUCGUUUAAAGAGUCUCUUUUUAGCAAAAAUCCAGUUUAGGCAGGAAGUGUCAUCCCUGAUUAGCCUGUGCGGACUGCACAUGCUAAUCUUAAACGACACUUUAAGCAUAUGCAGUAAAAGCUGGUUUUUUUCACAGACCACGGCCCGAAUAUUUGGUAUGUAAUGGUACUUGGGAUAGAAAUGUUUUUAAUUGUUUGUAUGUUCCUUUUAUUACUCCUGACAGGAGUCAUGUGUAGUAGGAAUACAUUUAUUCUAUUAAUCAGGGAUUAGCAAAUUUAAUGUGCAAGUUUGUUAUCCAAGUUUUACAUAUUUUCAUCCUUUAUUUAUAAAUAAGAACUAAGUAUGCACGUUUCUAUACGAGUACCAAGUAAUUUAAUGUUGUUGUUUUUAUGUCCCCCACCCACUAUAGUGGGGGACAUAUUGUUUUUGCCCUGUCUGUUAGUUUGUGUGUUUGUUUGUUUGCCCCAACUGUAACAUUUUCAAUAACUUUUGCAAUAUUCAAGAUAGAAACUUGAUAUUUGGCAUGCAUGUGUAUCUCAUGGAGCUGCACAUUUUGAGUGGUGAAAGGUCAAGGUCAUCCUUCAAGUCCAAAGGUCAAAUACGGUAUAUGGGUCAAAAUCGCUCAUUUAAUGAAUACUUUUGCAAUAUUGAAGAUAGCAACUUGAUAUUUGGCAUGCAUGUGUAUCUCUUGGAGCUGCGCAUUUUGAGUGGUGAAAGGUCAAGGUCAAUGUCAUCCUUCAAGGUCAAAGGUAAAAUAUAUAGCUUCAAAGCGGCGCAGAAGGGGACAUAGUGUUUCUGACAAACACAUUUCUUGUUUGUCGUAUAUUUAGCACUGUAAAGGUGACAAUUACAAGAUUACAAAUAGGAAAAUUAAUGCCUGAAGCCACUGGUAGACAUUUUCUUUCUGUCAGUGUAGCCUGACCAGCUUUCGUUUUACAAUUUUUCUCUUUUUUUUUGCUCUUUAAAUAUUGAAGCGAAAUGAAUGAUGUUUCCAAAUUUAAUUUUCUUUACUUAUUAUCAUUUUAUGUAUGUCGUAUAGACAAAAAUUUGUAAUCCAAUCAUCUGCAUUAUUUAUAUCAUGUUAUUUUAAGAAUACAAUUCAUACAUACAUUGAUUUAUAUAUACGUGUAAUUGUUAUUUUAUACUUUUUGUGCCUAUUGUACAUGUAUUGAAAUUGUUUUUACACAAUUAAUUUUCCAUGAGAAGCUAUAUGGCCACAGCUUGGUGGAUUUUGAGCACUGUAAGAUUAUGAGUCAUGUUCUGAGAAAACUGGGCAUAAUGCAUGUGUGUAAAGUGUCGUCCCAGAUUAGUCUGUGCAUUCCACACAGGCUAAUCAGGGACGACACUUUCCGCUUGUAUGAGAUAUUUCAUUUAAAUGAAGUCUCUUCUUAAGGAAAAUCUAAUUUAGGCGGAAAGUGUCGUCCCUGAUUACUCUAUGCCACUGCACAGUCUAAUCUGGGACGACACUUUACACAUAUGCAUUAUGCCCAGAUUUCUCAGAACACGACUCAUAUUAUCAGAUCACAAUAGUUAUUGAUUUGAAUAAAAUCAAACGAAUUCUUCAAAUUAGAGCCUGGUCAGUGUUUUUAGUAUGUGAUCUUUUUAUUGAUUUGGUUUUAACAUGAAAACCAUGUGAUAUUCUGUCUAUUUUGUUUUAAUUGUGUCACUCUCACGGAAGUGUGUUGCUGUAUCAGAUGUUGUGAUACCUUGGAAACAGGUUCAUAGCUCCUUGAUGUGUGUGAAUUGAUUGUUGAUUUGUGUCUAUUACUUAUGUUGUUACUUAUGUCACCUCCUUCAGAUAUUACGCAAACCUAGAUUGAAUAAUACUUGGCACAAUUUCUCAAUUGAUGGUAUGCGUAUUUAUUUGUACUUAACUAUUGCCACAGAACUCUAUUGGAUACCGUGUCAUCUUCAACAAUAGCUAUGCCAGAUUAUAGGACACAACUAUCAAUAAAUAUAACUGACAAUUUUACAACUCACAAUAAAUGUCACAGACUUUGUCAUGUUUCAAUGAAUAUCACAGACUAAGUCACAACUCAAUAAAUAUCACAGAUUAAGUCACAAAUCUCAAAUAAAUAUCACAGAAUAAGUCACAACUCUCAGUAAAUAUCACAGACUUUGUCACAACUCAAUAAAUACCACAGACAAAGUCACAACUCUCGAUAAGUAUCACAGAUUAAGUCACAACACUCAGUUAAUAUCACAGACUAAGUCACAAUUCUCAAUAAAUCUCACAGGCUAAAUCACAACCCUCCAUAAAUAUCACAGAAUAUGUCACAACUCUAUAAAUAUCACAGACAAAGUCACAUCUCUCAGUAAAUAUCACAGAAUAAGUCACAACUCUCAAUCAAUAUCACAGACCAUGUCACAACUUUAAAUAUCAUUUAUAGACCAUGUGACAACAAUAAAUAAAUAUGAAAAAUAAUUUAACAAUUUACGAUAACUGUCACAGAUUUUGUGAUAUCUAUCAAUAAAUAUCAUAAACUAUGUCACAACUAUCAAUAAAUAUUAUAAACUGUCACAACUAUCAAUAAAUAUUAUAAACUAUGUCACAACUAUCAAUAAAUAUUAUAAACUAUGUCACAACUAUCAAUCAAUAUUAUAAACUAUGUCACAACUAUCAAUCAAUAUUAUAAACUAUGUCACAACUAUCAAUAAAUAUUAUAAACUAUGUCACAACUAUCAAUCAAUAGCACAGACUAUGUCACAACUAUCAAUCAAUAGCACAGACUAUGUCACAAGUCAUCAUUAUUGAUAACUAACACUAACUAUUAAUAACACUCACAUUCUAUGUCACGAAUAAUCAAAUACAUGUUUUUUACAAUUUAUUACAUUUAAUAUGUUAUGGUAAUUCUUAACAGUCAUAUAUAAAUAUAUUAUUAAAAAAAAAUUAUAACACAGUUUCCAGCGCAUUCUUUAAAAUAUUUGGAACCUUUCAAGGUUUCUGCAAGUACCACAGACUUGAGCUGUUUGUUUGGGAGGAUGCUUUAUUGAAUUUCAUGAUUUCCUUAGCAUGACCUCUGUAUGGAGGGGUGCUAUAGCAUGACCUCUGUAUAGAGGGGUGCUUUAACCCUUUAGAAGUUACUGUAUUCAAGUUUUGAAGGAUUCAUUUCCAACCCUUAGAUUCUGAUGAGCAACAAACAGCAUAAGACCUGAACAGACUCUAAAACUUGAAUCUAGUAAGAAAGGUCUUUAAUUCAAUUUAACUUUCCAAGGGACUACAAAUGUGUAAACAUAUGUAUCUUAGUGGUAAAGGGUUAAAAGAAAAUCUUUUUGCCUGGUUUUCAGUUAUCUGUUAUUAGAUGACAGAGGGAGUGGCAUGAUAAAGAUGGACUAAAAUAUCAUGUGGUUUUCCAUGUUUGUAUUUUCAUAGUACCUAACUGGUUUAGGUGAACAGUGUCAUGUUCACUCGUAUUAUUCUCCCCAUGUCGCAAUACAUGCGCCAUAGUACCAUGUGAUACAUGUUGUUUUGUAGCCUAUGUGAAGCCAAGUUUUCAAACAAUUUACUUGCAAAAUAAAAUUUUAUAAAGUGUU